CUCCUCCUCCAGGGUGCCACCGCCAUCCUCUUUGCGGUCUUUGUCCGCUACAACCGUGAAACCGACGCUGCCCUCUGGCACUGGGGCAACCACAGUAACGCGGACAAUGAAUUUUACUUUCGCUACCCAAUGUUUCUCAAUUAAAGCCAAAGAUAGUCUUACUGAUACACAGACCCAAGACAAAGGAAACAGGACCAGAUGCACCGGCUGAACAUCAUACUAGGCUUCCAGGACGUGCACGCCAUGAUCUUCGUGGGCUUCGGCUUCCUCAUGGCCUUCCUGCAGCGCUAUGGCUUCAGCAGCGUGGGCUUCACCAUCCUCCUGGCCGCCUUCACCCUGCAGUGGUCCACACUCGUCCAGGGCUUCUUCCACUCCUUCCAUGGCGGCCACAUCUAUGUUGGUGUGGAGAGCAUGAUCAAUGCUGACUUCUGUGCUGGAGCUGUCCUUAUCUCCUUUGGUGCCAUACUGGGCAAGACUGGGCCUGCUCAGCUGCUGCUCAUGGCCCUGCUGGAGGUGGUGCUGUUUGGCCUCAACGAGUUUGUGCUCCUUAGUCUCCUGCGGGUGAAGGAUGCAGGAGGCUCCAUGACAAUCCACACUUUUGGUGCCUACUUUGGGCUGGUCCUCUCCUGGGUCCUCUAUAAGCCCCAGCUGGAGAAGAGCAAGCAUCGCCAGGGUUCUGUCUACCAUUCGGACCUCUUUGCUAUGAUUGGGACCAUCUUCCUGUGGAUCUUCUGGCCUAGUUUCAACUCUGUGCCCACUACUCUGGGGAACGGGCAGCAUCGGACAGCUCUCAACACGUACUACUCCUUGACCGCCAGCACCCUCAGCACCUUUGCCUUGUCAGCCCUUGUCGGGCAGGAUGGGCGGCUGGAUAUGGUCCACGUCCAGAACGCAGCACUGGCCGGGGGGGUUGUGGUGGGGACCUCAGCUGAAAUGAUGCUGACACCCUUUGGAGCUCUGGCAGCUGGCUUCCUUGCUGGGACCGUCUCCACCCUGGGGUACAAAUUCUUCACGCCCAUCCUUGAGUCAAAAAUCAAAGUCCAAGACACAUGUGGUGUCCACAACCUCCAUGGGAUGCCUGGGGUCCUGGGAGCCCUCCUGGGGGUCCUUGUGGCUGGACUGGCCACUCAUGAAGCUUACGGAGAUGGCCUGGAGAGCGUGUUUCCGCUCAUAGCCGAGGGCCAACGCAGUGCGAUGUCUCAGGCCAUACACCAGCUCUUCGGGCUGUUUGUCACAUUGAUAUUUGCCUCUGUGGGCGGGUGCCUUGGAGGGCUCCUGCUGAAGCUGCCCUUCCUGGACUCCCCGCCAGACUCCCAAUGCUACGAGGACCAGAUUUACUGGGAGGUGCCUGGGGAGCAUGAGGAUUUAGCCCAGGGACCCCUAAGGGCAGAGGAACCAGACACUCAGGCCUAACUUGCGUCCAGCCCUGGAAAGGAUGCUCUCCUUUUAGAAGAUGACGACUGGCUACCUUUGGGAAGCUCUUCUUUUCUAGCUCCCAUCACUCCUGCUGCAAGAAAGAAGACAGGGGCUGGAAGGAGCCGCCUUUCCAUAGGCAGCAUUGGGAGAGAAGCAGUAGAAGGCUAGGGAGAUAGUGGAGGAGUGGGCUGGCUAUAAACUGGCCAUGGUGGGGGAGACCCUCACAUAGCCCCAUGCCCUGCAAAUGAGGCACCUGAGUGAUUGCUGAUCCACUGGACCAGCAUCACACAGUUACAGUAAAGCCUGAGUCAAGGCCUAGCUCUAUAAGGAUGAUAAACACAUCGCCAAAGA
Messenger RNA from Vicugna pacos (alpaca), 1767 nucleotides. The record is from RefSeq and is a predicted model, not a curated record. NCBI's taxonomy places the organism in Eukaryota, Metazoa, Chordata, Mammalia, Artiodactyla, Camelidae.